Molecule: messenger RNA, 1759 nt
Organism: Diorhabda carinulata
Lineage: Eukaryota; Metazoa; Arthropoda; Insecta; Coleoptera; Chrysomelidae
Product: E3 ubiquitin-protein ligase ariadne-1-like
Exons: 4
Coding region: 181-1686 (501 amino acids)
Biological process (GO): ubiquitin-dependent protein catabolic process; positive regulation of proteasomal ubiquitin-dependent protein catabolic process; protein polyubiquitination
Cellular component (GO): nucleus; ubiquitin ligase complex; cytoplasm
Molecular function (GO): ubiquitin conjugating enzyme binding; ubiquitin protein ligase activity; zinc ion binding
Source: RefSeq, a predicted model, not a curated record
GUAUUGACAUCUGUAAGAAACAUGUGAGAGGGGCAGACACUUUUGGUUACCUACUUUAAUCAAACAAAACAAAAUCAUUUAAACAUUUAAUAAUUAUUUGUCUAAAUUAGACGGUGUCAUAACUCGAAUAGUCCCUGUUAUAAAAAAACUUACAACUACAAAUGUUAGAAUAAAAUAGAAAUGAACGUUGACGAUGAUAAUAUCUACGACGAUUCAGGAAAUGAGACAAGUGGCGAUGAUGUUGAUUUUGUUAUUGAGGUAGACAAUGCGUCGCAUACCAAGGAACUGCAAAGCUACGAUGAAGAAUAUCAAUAUGAAGUACUAUCAACUGACGAUAUAGUGCAACAUAUGAUUGAUUGCAUCAAGGAAGUUAACGUUGUAGUACAAAUACCUGCAACUGUUACUAGAAUACUUUUAAAUUACUUCCAUUGGGACAAAGAAAAACUUAUGGAGAAGUUCUUUGAUGGCAAUCAAGAUGAACUUUUUAAGGAAGCCCAUGUUAUAAAUCCAUUCAAGAAAGUAAAUGUAGCCAAACGCAAAAUAGCAAAUAAAGCUCUGGGAACUGAAGAAUGUGAUAUAUGUUUUAUGGUUUUCUCACCUAACCAAAUGACUGGACUUGAAUGCGGACAUAGAUUUUGUUAUCAAUGUUGGAAUGAGUAUUUAACAACUAAAAUAAUGGAAGAAGGUGUUGGUCAAACUAUAGCUUGUGCAGCUCAUAAUUGCCCCAUUUUAGUAGACGAUCAAACUGCUAUGAGGCUGUUGAAAGAUCCCAGGGUGAAGCUCAAGUACCAACAUCUUAUUACAAAUAGUUUUGUAGAAUGUAAUAGGUUGUUAAGAUGGUGCCCAAGUCCAGAUUGUAGUUAUGCUGUUAAGGUAGCUUAUGUAGAGGCAAAACCAGUAGCUUGCCGGUGCGGCAAUGUAUUUUGUUUUGCUUGUGGUGAAAACUGGCACGAUCCUGUCAAGUGUGGUUUACUGAAAAAAUGGCAAAAAAAAUGUGAUGACGAUUCUGAAACAUCAAAUUGGAUAGCUGCAAACACAAAAGAAUGUCCAAAAUGUAAUGCGACAAUAGAAAAAGAUGGAGGCUGUAAUCAUAUGGUAUGCAAAAAUCAAAGCUGCAAAGCAGACUUCUGUUGGGUGUGUCUUGGACCCUGGGAACCACAUGGUAGUUCAUGGUAUAAUUGUAACAGGUAUGAUGAAGAUGAAGCUAAAGCUGCUAGAGACGCACAAGAAAAAUCCAGAGCAGCCCUCCAGAGGUAUUUAUUUUACUGCAAUCGUUACAUGAACCACAUGCAAUCCCUAAAGUUUGAACACAAACUCUAUGCUUCAGUUAAAGAUAAAAUGGAAGAAAUGCAACAUCACAACAUGAGUUGGAUAGAGGUACAAUUUCUAAAAAAAGCUGUUGAUAUACUCUGCCAAUGUAGACAAACACUCAUGUACACUUAUGUAUUUGCUUAUUAUUUAAAGAAAAACAAUCAAUCUGUGAUAUUUGAAGAUAACCAAAAAGAUCUGGAAAGAGCCACUGAGCUUCUUAGCGAAUACCUCGAAAGGGACAUAACUCAAGAAAAUUUAAUAGAUAUAAAGCAAAAAGUUCAAGAUAAAUAUAGAUAUUGUGAUGGCCGAAGAAUGGCAUUGUUAGAUCACGUUCAUGAAGGUUACGAGAAGGAUUGGUGGGUUUAUAGUGAAUAAAUUUGAAAAAAUAUCUUUUCAUUUCAGGUGUACCUUAAUUAUAGCAAUGGUACUGAUUACAUGAUUUUUCAAC